AUACUCGAUGAAAAAGUAAGCCCAUGAAAGCCCAAUCUGGAUAAUGGUAGACUCUAGCGCAAGAAACCUUGCUUACAAUUACAAGUACUCUUUCCUCCUACUGCGAGUUAUUAAUUCAUCCUUUCUUUGAUUGUUCAAUUUUAAUCUCCGAUUGAUCCUGAAUUGCGUGUCUGAAAUCUACUGAUUUCAAUUCUCCAAGUUGAUUUUCGUAAGGACAACAUUAUGAAGCUUGACACAAGUGGUCUUGAAUCGGCUGCUCCAUUUUUCCGGAAUAGUGAUGUUGUCUUUGAUGGCGUGCAAAUGACCCCUUCCUUUGAGCUCCCUGCUAAGUUAGCGAAUGCUGCUGAAUUUGAUGGAUUUCAAAAAGAGGCAAAAGAUAUGGUGAAGCAUGCCAAGGGAACUACAACUCUUGCUUUUAUUUUCAAACACGGUGUCAUGGUUGCUGCAGAUUCCCGAGCCAGCAUGGGAGGAUACAUAUCAUCUCAAUCCGUGAAGAAAAUCAUUGAAAUCAAUCCUUACAUGCUUGGCACCAUGGCUGGUGGUGCUGCUGAUUGCCAGUUUUGGCACCGUAAUUUGGGAAUCAAGUGCCGAUUGCAUGAACUUGCAAACAAGCGAAGAAUAUCUGUAACAGGUGCUUCGAAAUUGCUGGCCAACAUUUUGUAUAAUUACCGAGGCAUGGGUCUUUCUGUUGGCACAAUGAUUGCUGGGUGGGAUGAAACGGGGCCUGGUCUGUAUUAUGUUGACAGCGAAGGAGGAAGGCUCAAAGGAAUGCGGUUUUCUGUUGGAUCUGGUUCACCAUAUGCCUAUGGUGUACUCGACAAUGGGUACCGAUAUGAUAUGACUGUUGAAGAAGCUGCUGAGCUAGCCAGAAGAGCUAUUUACCAUGCCACAUACCGUGAUGGAGCUAGUGGCGGAGUUGUUAGCGUUUAUCAUGUCGGGCCUGAUGGAUGGAAGAAACUAACUGGGGACGAUGUUGGAGAACUUCACUUCCAAUAUUACCCAGUCGUGCCUGCCACCGCAGUUGAGCAAGAAAUGGGUGAAGUAAGUGGAGCUUAAGAAAGGGGUAUUUGAAUAUGUAUCGUGUUGCAGCCGCAACCCAGACAUGUUUCCUCUCAACAAAGGUGACUACAGUUUCCUGGUGAUUUCGUGUGUUCAUAUGAACGGAACCGGACAACUAGUUGAUUUCGGAGAUUAUAGCCAUAGAUUCAAUGAACUGCCCUGAUGAUUGGUGUUUGGAUGCCUUAACGUUUAUAUUACAAUCCCAUCCUUUUUAGGUUCUAUUUUUGUUAUUAUUAUGCAUUGUAAUGUGAUGACAAGUAAGGUUUUCUUCUUGAAAGGACUUUUACUUGUUUUUUUCAAGUAGUUCGACGUCCUUCUCACAACGAUAUUGACUUUGUUUUUUAAAAAAAUAUUAGGAGUAAGUAAUAUGGUGAUUUUAAGGCCUGAAUUCUAACUUUCAAGGCGUUGAUGCUUUUGACUUUUAAAACACUUUAUUUUGUUGAAAGGUUUAUGUAAUCUUGAUGUUAACUUUGUAGAUUAUUCAUAUAUUUAAAAUAAAUUUUUUAA
Amaranthus tricolor (Joseph's coat) is the source of this 1566-nucleotide messenger RNA. Its product is annotated as proteasome subunit beta type-5. Gene Ontology annotation, molecular function: threonine-type endopeptidase activity. The transcript has 8 exons. Gene Ontology annotation, cellular component: proteasome core complex. The record is from RefSeq and is a predicted model, not a curated record. The coding region runs from base 223 to 1056 and encodes 277 amino acids. NCBI's taxonomy places the organism in Eukaryota, Viridiplantae, Streptophyta, Magnoliopsida, Caryophyllales, Amaranthaceae.